AUGGGAAAGGAAACGAGACUAGAGGUCCCACCUCUUCCAAUCACUGUGGUUCAAGGAUUUGGUGGAUAUCACGCAGCCGAGGUAAACGCGGAUAAUCACAAUGCAUUUGAGGAAAUACCGUCUCUUGGUAUCGCUGGCGAUAUGGUUAUGGCACUAGCAUCUCCGCAUGCUGAACCAGUGCCGAAUUUCCAUAUUGGAAAACCACCUAACACAGAAUUUACGACUAAUUGGGUCGGAAAAUUUUACCCAAUAGGACCGCGAAGUCCAGAAAUAGGACAGAGACUUGCAGGUUAUGGGAUCACCGCAGUAACCUUCGACGAAUGCGUACCUGGAACAAGCUUUAACUUGCGAUAUAUACACAGUAUAUCAGACAUAGUUGGUCGUUUCGAGACUUAUCGAAACGAAAAAGUUACUCAUAAAAACUUGUGCCUCGCUGGAGGAGAAUCACAAGUGGUGAAGACAAGACCAAGUGAAUUAGGAGAGCAGGAACUGUGCAGCCUAUAUCCUCAGCCACUAGUUCGAUUAAGAUCAUGGGAUCAGCAUAUGUUUUUGGCUUUCAACUAUAUAAAGAAGAUGGCCGAGGCAAUCGUCUUAGUCAAAAAGUAG
Messenger RNA from Zootermopsis nevadensis, 606 nucleotides. RefSeq lists its product as uncharacterized. Lineage: Eukaryota; Metazoa; Arthropoda; Insecta; Blattodea; Termopsidae. The record is from RefSeq and is a predicted model, not a curated record.